Messenger RNA from Oryza sativa Japonica Group (Japanese rice), 1454 nucleotides. NCBI's taxonomy places the organism in Eukaryota, Viridiplantae, Streptophyta, Magnoliopsida, Poales, Poaceae. The record is from RefSeq and is a predicted model, not a curated record.
AUCACGGAUAGGGGAGAAAACUAGAAUUUUUUUAGAAAUAAUAUUAUUUUAAUAAAAAAAUUAUAAAAAUAGGAGCUGAUCAGCUAAAAUCGCAAGUUUAAUAUCCUGUCGAACAACCGCAGUUCGACAGGUUCGAUAGGGUAGUUGGUCCAUAAAAAAAAAGUACAUGAACAGUGCUACGCAUUGUUCGGCAGGGGCAUAUCGAACUUACAAAGUUCGAUAUGUCCCGCAUGAACAAUAUUGCACAGUGCUUGUUCUCCUUUUUUUUAAAAAAAUAUCACCUGUUGAACAACCGCAGUUUGUUUGAUAUGGGCCCCCGUUAAACUGCGGUUGUUCGACAGGAUGCUAAACUUGUGAUUUUCAACUUCUAUUUUUAUAAUUUUUCAUUAAAAUAAUAUUAUUGCUAAAAAAAUCAGAAAACUAAGCCACAUAUGUUGUUUAUAGUAUAUAAUCAAUUGAGCAGGUGGGCAGAACGAGCGAUUAGUCGCAUGCAUGAAAACCAUACUCAUGCAGUCCAAGCAACGACGAACACACAAUUAAGCAGACACGCCAUCAAAUUAACAACAACUCGAUCGAUCUCUAGCUAGCUUAUUUAUACCUGGCCACUCUCGCAUCUCCCUUUCGAUCGAGCGAGCGAGCGAUGGGGAGGUCGUCGGCGUGCUGCGACAAGGCGGCGGUGAAGCCGAAGCGCGGGGCAUGGACGGCGGAGGACGACGAGCGGCUGCGGUCGUACAUCCAGCAGCACGGCACCGGCGGCAACUAUGGCCUCCGCCGCUGCGGCAAGAGCUGCCGCCUCCGCUGGCUCAACUACCUCCGCCCCGGCAUCCGCCACGGCGCCUUCUCCGACCACGACGACCGCCUCAUCCUCGCCCUCCACGCCGCCGUCGGCACCAGGCCGGUCCUCCUCCUCGCCGCCCACCAGCUGCACGUUGCUAGCACCAGUAGCGGCGGCAUGCACGUCGGAGUCGGAGAAGAAGGACGCGGCUACGACGACGUCUUCGCCGCCGGUCAUUCGUUGUAGUCGACGGCAGCUACGAGCGGCGGCGCAACGGAGCUCGACGAGAUCUUCCGUUCCACCGGCACGAGCGGCGGCGAUUGUUCAUCAUCAGCUCAGAAUCGGAGCACGGACGACGCGCUGAUGAUGAUGAUGAAUUGGCACAACCACCAAAACCAGCUACAAUAUUUGCAAGGCAAAUUACAAACUGGUGUGCAGCAGCAGCAACUUGUAUUUGGCAUGCCUUACUGGUGAUAAUUAAUGUAAUCGUACAUUGAUUUACAGUUGAGAUGUUUUGAUUAAGUUUUCUCUUGUUAAUUUUCUUAAACCACCUGGCAUGCAUACGCAUUGUAUGUUUUAUGCAUAUGCACUAGUUAAUAAACUGUUAAUUAAUGUAGGUGUUUAAUACUACAUAAUACUUUUAUAUAUGUGUCCUAUAUAUAGUGAUGAGAUGAAAUGA